This is a messenger RNA of Malania oleifera, 3138 nucleotides long. Its product is annotated as nitrate regulatory gene2 protein. The record is from RefSeq and is a predicted model, not a curated record. The transcript has 7 exons. Bases 394 to 2727 code for a protein of 777 amino acids. Lineage: Eukaryota; Viridiplantae; Streptophyta; Magnoliopsida; Santalales; Ximeniaceae.
GAGAUUACCGUGGGACAGUGUUGGUGGGGGGCUCCACCGCCCACAAGCUCUUCUGUCUCGCGUUCGCCUUUUGCAUGGGAGAGCAGCCAUGACUCGAUUCGAUGGCCCAUCACCAUAGCCCCUCAUCCUCUGCAACUUCUCCCUUCCUGUACGCUUAUCAUAAUUGUCUCAUACGGGUCUUCCCUGAAAUCCAAGAUCACCAUACAGUACAGAGCAGAUUGACUUGAUUUCUCAGAGCUUCAGAUUGGCCUUUGUGGAGUUUUGCGCUUUGAAUUUGAUUUGUUUGAACUUGAACUUGCUCAAUUUUGAUUCACUCAGCUGGGUUCUCUACUGCUUACAAGAAAGAUACCUCAUUCCUGAGAAGAGGGAUUUCCAACUCUUGGAUCUGGAGUUAUGGGGGUUUCAAGCUCUAGAAUAGAAGAAGACAAGGCUCUGCAGCUAUGUCGUGAAAGGAAAAAGUUUGUGAAGCAAGCCCUUGAUGGCAGAUGCUCACUUGCAGCUUCUCAUGUUACUUAUGUUGACUCACUAAACAGUGUAGGAACUGCUCUUCGGAAGUUUGUAAAACCCCAAGCUCCUGUCGAGUCAUCCUUGUACACUUCCACUAAUGCAACACCAGAGCCACUUGCUUUAACUGAAAAGUCCCUUUCCCAGUUUUCAUUCUCUUCUCCUGCUCUGUCACAACGCGUGGAUGCAACAGAAACUUUUUCUCCAUCUCCUUCGCCUACUUAUUCUAGUCGGUUUCAGGCAAACCACAUGAAAUUCAGGGGCAGCUUUUCGAGAAAAGUAGAAGAAAAACCUUCUUUACCUGUUCUGGGGACAGUGACAUCCUCAACUACCCCACAAAAUACCACACCUCGAUCUGGAGAAAUACCUGAAAAAUCGCCAUUUGAAGCUGAUCCCCUCUCCAAUGGAACUCCAGCUUGGGAUUACUUUGGCCUUUUCCAUUCGACUGACAAUCAGUUUUCUUUUACAGAAGGUGGAAGAUGGAAUCAGGAUUUGGAGAGUGCUGAUGAUGUUAGACGGCUUAGGGAAGAGGAGGGAAUUCCUGAGUUGGAAGAUGAAGAAGAUAAAGAAUCUUUUUCUUCGAGGGAAAGAGAUGAGUCUCAGGAAUCUGAAGAUGAAUUUGAUGAACCUUCUACAGAUACAUUAGUUCGAAGUUUUGAAAAUCUUAAUAGGGCUUCCAAUCAUGAGGCCAGUGCAUCCCAUCAUGUUGAGUCCAUUGCUUCAACACCUAUGCCUUCUGCAAAAAGUGUAGCUUCAGAAACUGAGCCCUUAAGCCAUGAGAAAAACAGUUCUCCUAAUCUGUCACCAUUGCAAACUGCAUCAUCAGCAGUUGCAGCACCUACUGAUACAAAGAGAAUGCCAGUCAAAGAAGAUGGUAUUGAAAACAAGGUUUCCCCUAAGGAUUUGUUUUCAAGCAUGAAAGAUAUUGAAUAUCUCUUUAUUAAAGCUUCUGAUUCUGGAAAAGAAGUUCCAAGGAUGCUUGAAGCAAAUAAGUUACAUUUUCGUCCAAUAACCCAAAGCGAAGAAGCAGGUGGGUCAGUGGCAUCUACAAUAUUUAAGGCUUGUUUUUCUUGUGGAGAAGACCCACGCCAUGUUCCUGAAGAGCCCGCACAAACAUCUGUGAAGUACUUAACUUGGCAUAGGACAGUAUCAUCUCGUUCAUCUCCAUCAAGGAAUCCUCUUGGCUCGAACUCUAAUGCUGGUAUUGAGGAUCUGCAUGGUGAUCUCUUCGAGAAUGUCUGCAUGAUCUCGGGCAGUCAUGCCUCAACCCUAGAUAGGCUUUAUGCAUGGGAGAGAAAGCUUUAUGAUGAAAUCAAGGCUAGUCAAACGGUCAGAAAUGAGUAUGACAUGAAGUGUAAAAUUCUGAGACAACUAGAGUCGAAGGGAGAAAGUUCUCACAGGAUUGAUAAAACUCGUGCAGUGGUCAAAGAUCUACACUCAAGGAUCAGAGUUGCAAUUCACAGGAUUGACCAUAUAUCAAAGAAGAUUGAGCAAUUAAGGGACAAAGAGCUCCAGCCGCAGCUUGAAGAGUUGAUCAAAGGGUUAAGUCACAUGUGGGAAGUGAUGUCUGAAUGCCACAAGCUCCAAUUUCACAUAAUCUCAGUAGUACAUAGCAAUGGCAACACCAGAGUAUCAAUCGGAUCAGAAGAUCAUAGGCAGAUUACCAUCCGCCUUGAAAGCGAAUUGAGCUAUCUGUCUUCAAGUUUCUUGAAAUGGAUUGGUGCUCAGAAGUCCUACUUGCAGGCAAUAAAUGGAUGGCUUUUAAAAUGUGUCUCUUUACAACAGAAACCUUCUUCCAAGAGGAAAAGCAGGGCACAAAAUGAUAACUGGAAAAAUUCUGGUCCACCCAUAUAUGUCACAUGUGGUGCCUGGUUGAACAAGCUCAAUCAACUGCACCCUAAAGAUGUUGCUGAUUCUAUAAAAGGUUUAGCAGCUGAAAUCAGCCACUUCUUACCACGUCAAGAAAAAGGCCAGGGGAGGAGUAUGAAUAAUCUUCGAUCAAACGCUAGUGAUUCAACAGCUGAUCUCUUGGUAGACACGGAUGGAACUUCAGAUGACUGGAACUUUGGUUUUGAUCGUUUUCGAUCAAGCUUGGUGGGUUUCCUUGGUCAGUUAAAUAAAUUUGCCAAGGACUCCGUGAACAUGUACACACAGCUUGAAAAUGAGAUUGGAACUGCCAAGAGGAAUUAUGAACAAAAGAAUAAUCAAGACCGUAGAUGCUGAAAAAGACUUGUGCUGAAGAUUAAAUGCUGGAAGUUUACAAUUCCAUCACAACAGGAGGUUCACAUAAAGCAUUUGGAUGGGAGAUUCACUUAGGCAUGGCACCUUUGUAUAUGGAGAAAAAGAAAUAAAUGGGUAUUUGGGGUUGGGGAUUCUUCCCAUUUUAAUUUAAAGAGCAAAUAAAGUAGGCUUUUUCUUUCUUUCCCAUUGUGUAAAAGUUAAAGAGGUGUUAUAAAUGGGGUUGUUUGGAGGUCAAAGCUGUUGUAACUAGGCAUUCAUAAGAAGUGUUUUUAGUUUUUUGGCAGUCUUAAGCACCUGUACAGCCAUUGUAAGCCAAGACAUUAUGUGGAGGAAAUCCACCCCUCAUGUCCUUUUUAUUGAUCAUAUAAUAAUUUCAGGGGUGCAUUCUUGUUU